AUGAUUUAGAAUUAGUAAUCUAUUUCAGACUAAAUGAAUAAUCAAUAUCAAAUGGAGGAAAGCAAAUAACGGAUUUCAAUAGAUAUGGUAAAUUAAAUUAAAGCUGAUGGGUUCAUUUAAAAAUUAUAAGAAAUACAUAAUGAUCAAAUCGAUUCAAUCAGCUUGCAAUUUGUUGGUAACACUAUUGAUGAGAUUGGUGCUAAGCAUUUAGGAGAAGGACUUUCAAAAUGUGCUACUAUCACUUCUUUACAUCUAGAAUUAUUUGGAAAUAUGUUUGGUGAUAAUCGUUUAAAGUAUUUAGCAGAAGGAAUUUUAAAGUGUGUUUUUCUCACUUCUUUAAAUCUAAAUCUAAGUUUGAAUAGUAUUGGAGAGAAUGGUGUAAAGUAUUUAAGUGAAGAACUUUAAAAGUGUGUUUUUCUCACUUCUUUAAAUCUAAAUUUUCACUGCAAUAAUAUUGGUGAUAAUGGUUUAAACUACUUAGGAGAAGGGCUUAGAAAAUGUUUUACUCUGACCUCUUUAAAUCUAAAUCUAAUCAACAAUAGUGUUAAUAAUAUUGGGGCAAAGUAUUUAGGAGAAAAACUCUCAAAGUGUAUUAAUCUCACUUCUUUAAAUCUAAAUCUAGGCUUUAAUAGAAUAGGUCAAAAUGGUGUAAAGUAUUUAAUAGAAGAGCUUUCAAGGUGUGUUACUCUCACUUCAUUGAAUCUAAUUCUAUUAGAUAAUUAGAUUGGUGAUUAUGGUGGAAUGUCCUUAGGAGGAGGAUUUUCAAAGUUUUUUAAUCUCACUUCUUUAAAUCUACAUUUGGGCAAUAAUAGGAUUGAUGAAAAUGGAGCAAAGGUUUAUGGAGAAGAACUUUCAAAGUGUUUUAAUUUCACUUAUUUAAAUCUAGAUCUAAGCAGCAAUCAUAUUGGAAAGUAAGGUGCAAAAUAUUUAUUAAAAGAACUUUUUAAGUGUGUUAAUCUAACUUCUUUACACCUAAAUCUUAAGAGUAAUUAACUUUGUGACGCUGGUGUAAAGAAUUUAGAGGAAGGACUUUCAAAAUGGAUUCAUCUUGAUUCUUUAAGUCUAAAUGUUAAUGAAAAUUUAAUUACUAAGAGAGGUCUAUAGUCUAUAGGAUAAGGACUUUCAAAGUGUGUGAAUCUCACUUCAUUAAAUUUAAUUCUAAUAAAUAAUAAUAAUUUUGGUAAUAUUUCUAAGAAUCUAGGAGAAGGACUUUCAAAGUGUGUUUCUCUCACUUCUUUAUAUAUAGAUAUUGGAUAUUAUCAUUAUGGGAUAAAUAAAUUUAAUAAUAUAUUCAGAAAAGCCAAAAGAUUGAUAAAAUAUACACUUGUAUAUAAAUGA
This is a messenger RNA of Tetrahymena thermophila SB210, 1338 nucleotides long. Its product is annotated as kinase domain protein. Gene Ontology annotation, molecular function: GTPase activator activity; small GTPase binding. The record is from RefSeq and is a predicted model, not a curated record. NCBI's taxonomy places the organism in Eukaryota, Ciliophora, Oligohymenophorea, Hymenostomatida, Tetrahymenidae. The transcript has a single exon. Gene Ontology annotation, biological process: activation of GTPase activity; nucleocytoplasmic transport. Gene Ontology annotation, cellular component: perinuclear region of cytoplasm; cytosol; nucleus.